GCGAUGUUUUCAUGCGCUUAGUUUCGCGCCGGGUGCCACGACAGUCGCAUCGAGUCGGGUUCGCGCGCGCGUGCGUGCAUUUUUCGAAAAAAAAAGAAGAAGAGGAAAAACUCCCCGGGAAAGACGCUGCAGCCGCACCUUGUCCGCUCGAUAAGACGAACGCGACGAGGGGACACCGGGAGGAUGGACUGAGGGGCGAAUUUCGUGGCGGAAAGAGCGGAAGUACGAGUUCGCGCGCCAAAGUUCUCUAUCUCGCACAGUGUGAGAGGCGCGUCUACGUAGACAUACGGGAUCUCCUCGUUCUUCUCCGAGAGACAGAAGGAAAAAGCGGGAAGAGAGGAGAGAGAAGGCAUCAGCAGUAUCAGCAAAGAGUCGAUCAGUGGAUCGAAUCUGCUCGCGCCCCCCUCCUCCCCUCCUCCUCCUCCCUCCAACUCAGCCCUUUGCUCACUCACUCAUCCGUGCCCAUCGAGCAAACUCCACGAACGCUACAAUGUGCUGUGUGUGUGAUGUACGGUGCAGUGUGUUGGUGCUAACUUAGUGAUAACGAUAUACCCCUCCUCCUUCUCCGCGCCGCGUCUACCUACAAUCCGCGGAGCCUACGAAAACUAGUCCUGUUAUCUCGACCGGGGAUUGCCGCCGGGAGAUAAGGACGGAGGCCAGGAAGAGGUUUUCCUCUCGCUCCAAGCAAGUCAGGCCGAGAUUACCUAUGAUCCCACUGGGCGUCGCGAGGACGACGGAAAAGGAAGAGAGGCGCUUUCGGCAGGAAUCCUAAUCUUCCUCCACGACCUGCCGCCGCCCGUUCUUUCUCUCUCUCUCUCUGCACUCCGUUUUCCACCUUCCCCCGUCUCCCCCUUCCCCCCCCCCCCUCACGUCUUCUCCUCCCCGUCCCGCUGUUGCUCCCCCGUUGUCUGCUCGUUCCUCGGCGAGCGAUCGCGACGCACCGAGAUCUCGUUGGAGGGUACGAUGGACAUGAGCAGCGAGUCGAGCGCCAGGACGUGGUACGAAACGCCUAGGUCGUUGGAGCCGCCUUCAGGGGGUGCCGGAGUCGCCGGAGUGGUCGGCAACGAUUACAGGGGUUACUACCCUCAUGCCGGUCCUACGGCGCAUCACCCCGCAGCUGCGGCCCACUACGCCCAUACAAGGAUGUCGAGCAGCGGCGUGUCGAGCGGUCCAGUGAGCCAGGUCUGCCGGCCGCACUUCCACAGCUCGGUUCUCCAUCCGUGGCUGUCCGGCAGCAGCGCGGACACCUCGAAGACACCCUGGGGAUUCCCAACGACGGCGACCACGGGCGGCACGGUGAACGACGAGAAGCCGCAGAGUCCCCUGGGAUCCUCGCUGCCGCCGACGAGCGGGAGCCUGUCGAGUCACGGUGGCGGCCACCACCUCUUCUCCUUCCCGCCGACACCGCCCAAGGACGCUACGCCCGACAGUAUAACCGCGAGCACGACCUCCAGCACGAACAACAACAACUCGACGAGCGCCAACAACAACAACAGCGGCGGUAAUCCGCUGUCCGGGUUGGGCGGCGGUACUACCAGCGAGUACCAAGCGGCGGUCGCCCAUGCGGCGGUGAUGGGCGCGUUCAUGCACCAUCAGGACGCGCUUGGGGCAUCCGGUGGCAGCUCGUGCGACAUCAAGCCGACGGUAAUGCUCGGCCAUCAUCACGGGGCGCCCUCGCCGCCGCAUCAGCAGCACAACGGCUCGAACAACGGCAGCAACGGUCCCGCCGGCACGAACGGCUCGUCCGCCGGCCAGGUGAAGCAGCGAGAAGAGGGUCGCGAGUGCGUGAAUUGCGGCGCCACAUCGACACCCCUUUGGAGACGGGACGGCACCGGCCACUACCUCUGCAACGCCUGCGGGCUUUAUUACAAGAUGAACGGCCAGAAUCGACCCCUCAUCAAGCCGAAACGACGCCUGUCGCUGCAGAGUGCGGCGAGACGGGCGGGCACCAGCUGCGCCAACUGCAAGACGGCCACGACGACCCUCUGGCGGAGGAACCAGGCCGGCGAGCCGGUCUGCAACGCUUGCGGGCUCUACUACAAGUUGCACAACGUGAAUCGGCCGUUGACGAUGAAGAAGGAGGGCAUCCAAACGAGAAACAGGAAGCUCUCGUCGAAAAGUAAGAAGAAGAAGGCCGGCGGCUGCUUAGGCCUCGGCGGUGUCAUGGGCGACAUGAUCAAAGCCAGUGGACACCUUGAUCUCGACAACAAGCCCUUCCAUUCGGGAUUCGGAUCGCCGAUGGGUACGUCGCAGCAUCAUCACACGAUGCAUCCGGCGAUGCAGCAUUACAUGUAUCACACGGGUGUCGGCGUGGCCGGAGGUCUUCAUCAGGGAUUUGCGCCACCGGCGCCGCCCCCCAUCCACCCGCACUCGCAUUCGCAUUCCCAUUCUCAUCACAUGACGAGUCUUCAGGGUCUGCAGCUGGCGGCCACGACGAACGCAAUGACCGGCUGGCGAUCGGAGUACACAUGAAUCGCGAGUGACUAGCAGCUCAGGACGCAGCCCACCACUGUCACGUUGUAAUGUAAAAAAAAAGAAAGGAAACCACCCCCCCCCCGAAAAAAAAAGAAAAGCUCUAAACACGGAGAGCCGCUCCUCUUCUCUUUCUCGCACGCCGACGAGGGGCGCCACGAUCGAUCACUGAUGACGAACGACGAAAAUCCCGAACACGGGAUCCCCGGGACUCCACCGGUUCUCUCUCCCCCCUUGGCCCGUGUCGGAGCGCCCGUCGGAUCUCUCUCAAAGUGAAAGCUCAUGUAAAUAUGUAAAGUUUUAUGUAGGGCCAUCGGGCCCCGGCCCCAAGUACAAAGGAAAAAUUCAGCUACUGUAUGGAGUCUUAUAUAUGAUACAUAGCAUGUAAAUAAAUAUAUAGAUACAAGAAUUUAUAUAUUAUGCGCGCGUACGGGCGAGUGUGUGUUUGUGUGUGUGUGUGUGUGUGUGUGUGUGUGUGUGUGUGUGUACACGUGUGAGAGCGAGUGCAUGCGAGAAGGGCGGAUGCGCGUGUGAUGACCUGUUUUAGGUGACGACUCCUCGGAUGGAUUCUGGGCGGACGAUUCGAAUGUCGAUCGCGCCCAUCCAAAAUCCGAUUCCGAGUGCGUAGAGUCGCGUGGGAGUGCUGCUGCUGCUGCUGCAAGUGCGCGUUCCAUGCUACGCACGGAAGUCGACGCGGUAUCGUGCAAUUUCGAGAGAGAGAGAGAGAGAGAGAGAGAGAGAGAGAGAGAGAGAGAGAGAGAGAGAGAUGUGUGUUUAUUAACGGGCGUUACUCGGUGCGGGAUCGUUUGGACGUUUAGAGACCCUCAGAGAUCCUCGCCGUCGCGGCGGACAAGUCGCUCGCGUGAGUCGCCGGGACUCGUCGAAACCCCGUUUUGCCGUUUCGGCCGCAAUUAAACGAAAAUGGCAAUUAGCAGUCUCGCAGACGGCGUAACAUUAUGGAGCUCGCUGUCCUAUCCCUAGCCGACACUCCUUCGAAAAAGGGAACGUCCGAGACGUUCUCUCUUUCCAGAGAGCGAUUACUAUGUAGCUAUCUAGUUCGUUAUAAAAAAAAGAAAGAAUUGAUGUUUUCCCUUCUGGCGUUUUUCACUCAAAGUAGAGACGCGAGCAGCAAUAAGCAACGCGCAACAUCGAUCGUCCGGUGCAGUGGCCCAUCUUUAGAGAACAUUUUUACGGUACAAGACAAUCGCGUGCGGAAUUCAGUCCCUUUCCAAAGAAGAGUCGAAACGCAAUUGAUUUCCCAGGAAUUGAAACCCCUUUUUACGAUAUCUCGAGGUGGCUUGAACCUCGAUCGCGCGAAUUAACACCGGUAGCCUCCGAGCUUUUCUCCACCCCCCCCCUCCCCCGUUUUUUUCCUUACAACUUUCGAUUUUACCUUGCCUCUGUCUGUCCACUGUCGGCGUCCAUUGGUCCAGCACCGUUCUGUGUGUCGUACCGGUUAGUGAUAGUUCACAUAAGUGUAAUAAAAGCGAUAUAGAAGAUAAAUUCGUAAAUUAUACACGAGGCCUCCGACGAUCGCGAUCGAUCCGACCCGACGAUGCGAUCGCUGGAUCGCACGAACGAGUUUUAGCUUCAUAAUUUAGUCACGGCGGACACGAAGGCGUCCACACAAAAAUACACAUGUACAUUCAGACGCGUAUACACGUACACACACCAGACAGCAGCAACAGUCGGCGCAAAGAGAAAAAAAAAAAAACACGAGAAACACGCGACUAAAGGCAAGUGUAAAUUUUGUAUCUUCGAAAUUGUGUAUCGUUAUUGUAAUAAUAUAGUAUAUAUAUACAAAUGAAAAUAAAAUAUAUGUAUUAUAAAUAUAUAUUGGAGCGCGCGGGCGGGCGACCGUCGCGUGCAUUAAGUGAUUGUGCAUAAUUAGCAACUAAUUGCGCAUCAUAAACAACAACCGUGCAUAUAAAUAGUCAACAGGAUAUAAUUGAAGACUCAUCGGCGAGUGAACACGACGCACGAGAUGUCGUACGGAGAGGUGAGACACACACACACACACACACGCACACGCAUACACACAUACCGGAUAGAUCAUUAGCAUUGUCAUUAUCGCUAUCGGUCAUCGUCGAUCGAUUGUCCAUUGAUUGAUCGCUACUCGUGAGAGACUCACUCGCUUGGGUUCCGAACACAUUGUGAUUUUUCGAUUUUAGAGGUUUUAUCACUCGCGUAUGUUUUUUGCGACUAAUUAGACUUAGAUAAUACAAAGAUGAGAAGGGAAGCGAAUUAAAAAGGGCGGGAGGGGGGAAGGCCAGGGGGAGACAGACGGCGGUUCGUGAUGUUCGUGAUUUCGGGAGGAUAUCGCGCGGUACCUUUUUCCUCCCGUCGCGACGUAAAGCGAAGCAAGCGUUGGGUAGUGGUGGCCCUUCGGGAUCCCAUAUGGUUGGGAAGGGGGGUGCGACAAGUGGCGGCGAUUUUCCAAAAGACUGAGGGAGCGAGGGCAAGAAAGUCGGUAUAUAAUCGGUGAUCAUUUUCGUGCGAGGUCCGCAGAUCGGAAAAGAAAAAGGGGGCCGUGGAAGGUGGAGAAGAAGGAAGUAUCUAUUAAUAGUAUUAUUAGGAAGUAGCGUGUAGCCUGUGUAAAAACAAAAAAUAUAUAUAUAUGAUUUUUAAGGGAGGUCGAUCGCAUCCGCAUAAACCCGCGAGAGAGGUUGGAGGUGGAAAGGAUUGGGGGUGCGCCGAGACGUCGAGAGAGAGAACUUCGAGGGGAGGGAAGGGAUAAGGGCGGAGCGAUCCUUUCGCACGUGACGGACGUGCGGCGAGGAUGUUUAUUGGAUGUAAAAAGUGACACAUUGUAAGAUACCAUUGUAAAAAGAGGUUUUAACUUAAAAUAAAUUAAAUGAUAAAUCACGCAUACACACCGACCAAUCUUUAAUCGAAUAUUAUGUGAUUAUAGAUAUGUAUAUGUACUAUGUAUAGCAGUUUACGAUAUGCUCUCUCUCUAAUUCUCUUCCUUUCUCCGUCUUUCACAGUUUCCCUUUCUCUCAUCAUAUCUCUCUCUCUCUCUCUCUCUCUCUCUCUCUCUCUCUCUCUCUCUUUCUCUCUCCUUCCACCUCUUCCUUUCGCGCUUAAAACCGUCCGUGUUCUUCUGUCCUGCUACAUCAACACCCGACUUUUAGUCCCCAUAGAAUCGCAUCCGGUUGUUUUUCUCCCGAUCGCCGAUAAUGUCGUCGCCGGACACCGAGACGACACGAAUUUUCCUCGACGACUCAAGAUCAACAGGCGCGACGACUCUACUUUAAUAAAUCAUGCGCGCCAUGUAACCGGAGAAAUUAUUAUGGAAUUAUUAAUGAUUUUAUUUUCCCGCAUACGUGUUCCUUUCUCUCUCGUCACGAGCUUGGAUGAUGUAUCUCGUUAUCUCGGACGAUGUCGCGGCUCUCACGAAAUGAACUUUACGCCUCGCGGAAGAGGGAGAGCGAAAGAACCCGACGGUCUCUGUCUCUCUUUCUCUCUCUUAAUCAAUCACGCGUGCCGAUAAUAAUAUCGUUACGGAAUUAUUAAUGAUUUCAUUUCGCCUGCGCCGCGUAAUAUCAUUAUCGGGCAACAUCGUCGUGAGCUAAAUUCUUUUCGGCGUUCAGAAACAAUGGCGAUGUCGCGUGAUAAAUCGCGCGAGCGAGCAAUGAUGAUAUAACUCGUACGCGAUCGCCGAUCGAGUACGAUCGUAUUGUUCGGCAUGCUGUCGACCGACAAUGCGCGUAGAUUGCAAAAUUCUAUUAACGUCGUUAGUAAAACAAACACGCGGGAGAGCGUGCGCGGUUCUUUUUUGUUUUUUCGCGGCUAGUCGCAAUUAAUCAUGAGUGACAUCAAAAGCCUUGUCAGGCUGUUUUGCUUUGUUUUAAAGACAAUCCGUUCAGCGCGGACGUAUUUUACAAGCACGUUUUGCAUGUUCAAAUCUCCAUUUCGAGUUUCGUAACUUUAGUAACGGAUUAAUAGGCUCCUCGGAAAAUCCCAGUCCUUUAACGUCAUCGGAAAUGACAUGUUCAUUACGAUACCAUACACAAACGUGAAUUCCCUUCUAUAAAAUUAAAUAAUGCUUUUUGUCAUUUUACAAUAAUUGUGCGAUAUAUCGAGAUACAGGACAGAGAAAGACAGUUUUAGAUGGAUUACCUUAGAUUUUUUUACACCCCAGCAGCAAGCAAAUAAAUCGUAAUCAAGAAUUCGUACUUUUUUUUAUUCUUCCUUUAAAAAAAUUGAACACAAAUUUAUAUACACAAUGAUCUCAAAUAAAUUAUAGAACAGGUGAUAAUUGUUUCUCGGGUUAAAAGAUAUAACUUAAUUGAAGCUUAGUGGGUGGACAAGGUGUUUACAUAUAAAUCAAGACAGCAAAUCGCGAACGAGAUUACGCCGCCGCGCCGCCGUGAUCAUCAUUGCGAAGCGCAAAUAAAUCUCCGCGACACGAUAAUAUCAAUAUCGCUGCACGCGACAACUUCGAUGUCAUAUUUUACGUGUGUUAAUGAGUUCGGUAAUAAGGAGGGAAUCGUGUCUCACGAGGCACGCAAUAAAAAGACGAGAGAUAGCGGAAGAACGUCCUAUAGCCGAUCCUCGCAAACAGGAUUGGUUUUCCAUUCGAUCUCAUGCUUAUUCGAUCGCAUCAAAUAUAGUAAUUAAUGCGACUUUAACUGACAUCUCGCGAAAAUACAUCUCCGCUCAAGAAGGUGAUAAAUUGUAACGACACGUGCGUAAUAAAGGUCACGCGUUGAACUUUUUAUCUCUCCUAUUACAAUUAAUCGCUGUCUGAGAUGCUAUCCCUUCAAUAAAAACGAGUGCAACAAUAAGUUAAAAGAAAUAAAUUUUUUUGCCGCGUUAUGGCGAAUAAGUUAUUAUCUGUAGAGAUUUUGUACAGCUUCAGAACGUGAUUGUAUAUGGAAGGAAUUUUUGCACUGCGGGAUCCGAUUGCGAAUGAUUAAGUGAUAUUCAUAUAUAUAUAUACAAUUAUUUUAUCUAUUAUAACAAGAGAGGUGUUGAAGCGCAAGGUAUGCAGGACGAAGGAGUUUAAAAUGAAGGACGGUUAUUCUGUGCAACCAACUAUAAACUGUACCGUAACCGUUAUCUCUCUUUACUGUGUAUUUACUUGAAAAUUUAUAAAUGUGUGAUAUAUCUACUUA
This is a messenger RNA of Monomorium pharaonis (pharaoh ant), 7592 nucleotides long. RefSeq names its product GATA-binding factor C. Gene Ontology annotation, biological process: cell fate commitment; negative regulation of transcription by RNA polymerase II; positive regulation of transcription by RNA polymerase II. Gene Ontology annotation, cellular component: nucleus. The record is from RefSeq and is a predicted model, not a curated record. Lineage: Eukaryota; Metazoa; Arthropoda; Insecta; Hymenoptera; Formicidae. The transcript has 8 exons. The coding region runs from base 964 to 2472 and encodes 502 amino acids. Gene Ontology annotation, molecular function: DNA-binding transcription factor activity, RNA polymerase II-specific; RNA polymerase II cis-regulatory region sequence-specific DNA binding; zinc ion binding.